UGCACGUGAAAAUGUUGAAAUAAGAAAAAUUCUCACAAAAAACUGUUUUUCUAAUUUAAUCAUCACGAUUUGUAACCAAGAUUGUGGCAAUGUCUGGUGAUCAUGACGUGGCUUCCUCUCAACUGAAAGAAUGCUUAGAUCAGAUAGAGAGAUCGAAAUCUGACAAUGAAAUGUUCGCAGCACUUUUCAUGGUGACAAGACUAGUGAAGGCAGAAGAACGUGACAGUGAAACUAGGAGAAAAAUCAUUGAUGCCAUAGGGUUCAAGUUUAUCAAACGGUUGCUGAAAACAGUAUCCGUGCCUGAUGAUUGUCCAAAGCAUGUCUUCAUGUCAUUGGCAUUGAGUUUGUUGACCAGUUUGUGUACAGGGGAUCAAGAUCUUAUGGGCGACCCAGAACUUCUUGAGCUUGUGCCAGUGAUGAAUGAGUUAUUGACUAUAGAUCUGAGUGAUUCUGAUGACCCAGCGAUGGAUAAAACCAUUGCGGAUGAUGUGAUGCGGAUAUUUGUAAUGAUCGGCGAGUACAGGAUUGGGCAGUUGAAGCUGGUGGAGAGUGGUUCUCUGUCCAGGUUGGCCAUGAUGUAUGUGGACGAUCUUUACGGUGCUAAAACCGCAUUAGAUGUUUUGUUAUCAUUCCUAUCCUGGGCAGAUGAGGUACCAGUCAUGUGGCUCUGUAACAAAGAUGGCUGUCAAGAACUACUCAACAAAAUGGCUGCUGAAUUUAGAAAGGAAAAUGAAUCACCCAAGUUUGAACUCUGUGAGACUCUCUCCAGAGUGGUCUGUUCCUUACAUGGUGCUAAAGAUGCUUUGAAUAUGGAGCCUUGGUCAUCUGAUAUCUACCAUGGGUUAUGUGAUAUUCUCAAGAGCCGAAUAGGAGAAACGCAGCGAGACCCUGCCCUAAAGCUUGCUGCCGCUAUCAUCGAUAACUAUGGCAUUGAAUGGCUCCUGAAAAUGAACGACGAGAAAUUCCUUCUGUUAUUGGUGAACCUAGCAACCAUUGAGGUUAGGAUGAUAUUAGAAUCAGGCCCAACAGAUUCUUGUGAGUUGAUGUCCCGCGGUGGCGUCCUAACCUCCUGCUACACAAUCCUGGAGAAGCUGAUCACCUACAUGAGUCGCGAGGCAGAGCCGCCAUUGACCGGAGUGCUCCAACUCCAGUCAUCCAUCACCGAGGCUUUCAAUGCCGUCCUAUACUUCCUGGAUGCACAUUCUAAUGACAAAACAGUAGAUGAGUGUUUUCUGAUCGCUACCAUCAGGGUACUGGGGGCUUGGCUAGCUGAGGAGACCAGCUCACUCCGGGACGAAGUUUACAAAAUUUUACCAUUUCUUCUUAAUGAAAGCACCAAGAAUUUCAACCAACUAGAAAAACCAGCAGAUGACCACAAAACAGUCCCCCCUGUUGACCUCCUCAGAUUUCUUCUUCCCGGCUUAUGUCAUCUCAGUGCUGAAGACAACCCGAGGAAAAUUCUUAUAGAAAGUGACGCACAUGAACUGCUUGGACAAUAUUUUUCAUAUCAGUGGAAUUCUUUUACGUCAAAACAAACAAAAGAUUCAGAGACGGCUUUGACUUUACUUUGUGGAAUAUUUCUGAAUUUCUGUGUGAUGGAACCUCAGUUGGUUUCAACCCAUGGAGUAUUCAAGGAACUGGCGGUAUUAGUGGUUGCACAAACGCAUACUCUUGCUGGUAACCAGCGUGCCUUGCCUCUCUAUGCCAAUAUGGCCGUCCUGGGCUUGAUGAGUUUACGCUGUCAGAAGAACGACCGCAUACCUGCCGCGACCGUCAAUAAAUUCUUAUCAACGGUGUCCACGUUUAUACAAGAUGCCAAUAUGAUCAAGGGAGAUCAACUCGCCAUGUCAAAAUCGUACAAACUCGUCUGGGAUGACAUUUCUGAGCUAUGGUUUCUUGCAACACAAGAGUUAUGCUGCCUGGUUGAAAAGUACCCAAGUUUCCCAGCAGCGUUGGUGGAUAAUGGUUGGUUGGCUUAUGCGCUGAAGAUGUUCAAACAGACGAGGGGUAGAGGUGCCCAGGAGGAGAUGGUGCCGGCUUAUGAUAGGUUGCUGACGACCAUGGUUUCAGUGAAUGAUCAUGCGAGGACAUUUCUAAAGGACAAUGAUUGCUUGAACAUUGCCAGAUUGUGUGGGAUGGCUAGUCUUAAAACAUGUCUGGACAGAUAGCAGGAGAUUCAGUGAAGGACACUCCUUCUUGAAUCAAAUGUCAGUUGUUGUUGGUCUCACACAUUAAAAGAGAGGAAUCAGGUUCAACUAUGCUGUCGGCAUUUAAAUCACCAUUACAAUGUGUUCAUCCCUUUGGCUCGGGCAUUUCCAGUAGAAGUAUCUCACAAAUGGCUCUACACUCUUACUGAUCAACAUAUAGCUAUUGUGUUACCAAAAGGACUUCAGAUGCUAGCACUGAGAGUGGGAACCAUACAUACAUGUAUCAAAUUGAUAGAAUUGUGUGCAGUUUUUUUCAUUGUAUACUGGUAUCGGCACCAA
This is a messenger RNA of Lineus longissimus, 2486 nucleotides long. Its product is annotated as neurochondrin-like. NCBI's taxonomy places the organism in Eukaryota, Metazoa, Nemertea, Pilidiophora, Heteronemertea, Lineidae. The coding region runs from base 90 to 2168 and encodes 692 amino acids. Gene Ontology annotation, biological process: regulation of neuronal synaptic plasticity; neuron projection development. The transcript has 14 exons. Gene Ontology annotation, cellular component: dendrite. The record is from RefSeq and is a predicted model, not a curated record.